This is a messenger RNA of Anas platyrhynchos (mallard), 929 nucleotides long. RefSeq names its product splicing factor 3b subunit 5 (gene SF3B5). Gene Ontology annotation, biological process: mRNA splicing, via spliceosome. The record is from RefSeq and is a predicted model, not a curated record. NCBI's taxonomy places the organism in Eukaryota, Metazoa, Chordata, Aves, Anseriformes, Anatidae. Gene Ontology annotation, cellular component: U2 snRNP; precatalytic spliceosome.
GCUGCCGCCGGGUGAGGGGAGCGGAAGGGGCGGGCGCGGGGCGGUAGCGGCGGCUGCUGGCGGCAGCGGGGCGGCCGCCAUGACGGACCGGUACACCAUCCACAGCCAGCUGGAGCACCUGCAGUCCAAGUACAUCGGCACCGGGCACGCCGACACCACCAAGUGGGAGUGGCUGGUCAACCAGCACCGCGACUCCUACUGCUCCUACAUGGGCCACUUCGACCUGCUCAACUACUUCGCCAUCGCCGAGAACGAGAGCAAGGCGCGGGUCCGCUUCAACCUGAUGGAGAAGAUGCUGCAGCCCUGCGGGCCGCCCGCCGACAAGCCCGACGAGUCCUAGCCCCCACGGAGCCCCCCGGCCACAGCCAGCCCCGCAGCCCCCCCCCGCCUGCCCUGCUUCGCCUGGAGGUGUUGGGACAACGCCUGCGCCCCGAUGGUUCCUCCCCGUUGCGGACUGUUCACUUUCUCUCUCUUUUUUAUAAAAAAAUACAUUUCAGUGGGCAUUUGUAACGUCUCGUUUGGUAAUGUGCUAGUAACAGCGCGUGGUUCUGAAAGGCACGGUGUUACUCGAUGUUAAGCUGUUCAGUACUUCUUGUUUGGAGUGACAGCAACAACUUUAACAUAGUGUCUUCCCAGCCUCGCCAUCUGGUACUUGCCCACCAGACCUGCAUUUUGGGGAGGGAAGGGAGGAAGCGCGUGGCCUAUAAAAGGGUUUGAUCUGUUGUCAGCCUUUGGGGUGAUCUGUGAUGCAGUGUACGUCCAUUGCUCCAAGGCCAUAAAACUCAAAUGUGACUUUACUCUGUAUGCUGUUUUUUUUUGUCUCACCUUCUCAUCUGCACAUUGCAUUUUCCAAAUCCUGAUCCUCUGUUCCAGCUUAUUUUUUACUAACCAAUGUUUAUAGUAAUCUAAUUAAAAAUUUUUCUACAAUU